AGGCCGACAUGGCCUCUCUCAGGUCUCUCUCUGAUAAGAGUGUUACUGGUUAAGUUUUUCGAUUACGAAUUACUGACUCAUUGUAGAACCAGGAUUUAUCAGAAUAAAAGAAAGGAUCAUAUGUGAUGUAGAUUUUGAAGUAAAAUUAUCUCUCUUUCACUCUCUGCAAUGAAUAAAUUAAUCAACGUGUCGUCGAACGUUGACUUGGAUGAUCCAAGAUUUCGUAUCAAACCUUAUCAACAAAUUGUAGCUUCUUGUACUGGUGCAUUUAUUACAUCGGUGUUUGUGACUCCAUUGGAUGUGGUAAAAAUACGUCUUCAAACACAACAGAAAGCAAUGCUUUCAAAUAAAUGUUUUCUAUAUUGCAAAGGUUUAAUGGAUCAUUUAUGUCCAUGUACCAACGGUAAAAUGCCUGAUUGGAUGAAAAGAAAUGGAAAAUUUAAUGGGACAUUUGUAGAUACAUAUAAUAGACAAUUUAAAAAGAAGGGAACCAAUGUGGAACAACCUUUCUGGAUUCCUAUAUUAGCUGGUGGCACAGCACGAAUCUGGGCUGCAACACUGGUGAGUCCAUUGGAGUUGAUAAGAACAAAAAUGCAAUCACAGAAACUAAGUUAUGCAGAAAUAACACAAACAUUAAAAAUAGUUGUGAGAUAUAGUGGCAUUUCUGGCUUGUGGAUGGGAUUAAGUUCAACUCUUCUUCGUGACGUUCCUUUUAGUGCUAUAUACUGGUUAAAUUAUGAAACUAUAAAGAGACUGUAUAGCUCACAACAAACUUUUACUUUUAAUCUGGUAGCUGGAGCUGUAGCUGGAUCUAUAGCAGCAUUUUUCACUAUUCCCUUUGAUGUAGUAAAAACACAUAGACAAAUCGAAAUGGGCGAAAAAGAAAUUUAUUCAGAUAAACCUAUUCGUAGCAGUACUACAUGGACUAUAAUACAAAGAAUCUAUUAUCAGAAUGGAUUAAAAGGUUUAUUCACUGGACUAAUACCGCGUUUAGUAAAAGUAGCCCCAGCUUGUGCAAUUAUGAUUGCGACUUUCGAACAUGGCAAACGUUUCUUUCAAUCGUAUAAUGCUAAAAAAGCUAUCGAAUUUGAAAUUGAACGUGAUGUACAUUUAUUGCAACACAAAUCUAAUAAUACAAAAUGAUAUUGAA
This is a messenger RNA of Acromyrmex echinatior (Panamanian leafcutter ant), 1150 nucleotides long. Its product is annotated as mitochondrial glutathione transporter SLC25A40. The record is from RefSeq and is a predicted model, not a curated record. Gene Ontology annotation, biological process: mitochondrial transmembrane transport. Gene Ontology annotation, cellular component: mitochondrion. NCBI's taxonomy places the organism in Eukaryota, Metazoa, Arthropoda, Insecta, Hymenoptera, Formicidae.